Messenger RNA from Colletotrichum chrysophilum, 948 nucleotides. RefSeq lists its product as uncharacterized. Lineage: Eukaryota; Fungi; Ascomycota; Sordariomycetes; Glomerellales; Glomerellaceae. The transcript is spliced from 2 exons. The coding region runs from base 1 to 948 and encodes 315 amino acids. Gene Ontology annotation, molecular function: protein binding. The record is from RefSeq and is a predicted model, not a curated record.
AUGCUGCUCAAACAGGGAGCAGAUGUUCACAUGCAGACACGUGGCUACGGAAACGCACUGAACGGAGCGUGUGCGCGUGGUAAUCUCGAAGUGGUGCAGCUUCUACUCGACAAGGGUGCUGAUAUCCACACACAAGGCGGUUUCAUAGGCAAUGCGCUCCACGCGGCAGCAUACGGUGGUAAUGAGGAGAUUGUGAAGAUGCUGGUCGACCGUGGAGCUGACGUGCACGCCACUGGUGGACAAUUUGGCAGCGCUCUGCAGGCUGCAUGUUGGGGUGGCCAUGAGAAGGCCGUGAGGACGAUAAUCAACCUUGGGGCGAAUGUCAACGCCCAAGGCGGAGAGUAUGGAAGUCCUCUCCAUGCCGCCUGCCAUAGCCGUAACGGGAUGGUCGCCAAGGUUUUGAUGGAAUUCGAUGUCGACAAAAGCCUGGUGCUUCGAAGUUACCACAAGAUCCUAGAUGCGGCGUGCCACAAUGACAGAGAGGAUGUGUUGAAGCGUUUAGUCGACUUGGGCGUGAAGAUCGCAAACAGCGGUCUUGAUAAGUAUCUAAAGACUGCUUGUGCUUUUGGCAGUGGUAGCAUCAUCAAACCAUUGGUCGACAUGGGCGCAAAUGUCAACUCUCAGGGCGGCAAGCAUGGUAGCCCUCUUCAAGCCGCAUGCAAAAGCGGGAACAGGAAAACCGUGCAGUGCCUGGUCAGUUUGGGCGCGGAUGUCAACAUUGCGACCAAAUUUGGCAGCGCCCUUCACACUGCGGCCCAUAACGGCAACCAAUGCAUCGUUGAGAUGCUUAUUGAUCUGGGUGCAGACGUGAACGCACGCGGGACAAUAAAGGAAGGACGCCGCUUCACGUCGCUGCAUCAAAUGGGCGCAUCGAAACAGCUACAAUACUCAUCGAAGCAGGAGCUGAUGUCAACUCUGCUCCAUCUGAUUCGGUAUGGACACCAUUAA